This is a messenger RNA of Selaginella moellendorffii, 2271 nucleotides long. Its product is annotated as wall-associated receptor kinase-like 14. The record is from RefSeq and is a predicted model, not a curated record. Gene Ontology annotation, biological process: protein phosphorylation. Gene Ontology annotation, molecular function: protein kinase activity; ATP binding. The coding region runs from base 391 to 2154 and encodes 587 amino acids. NCBI's taxonomy places the organism in Eukaryota, Viridiplantae, Streptophyta, Lycopodiopsida, Selaginellales, Selaginellaceae. The transcript is spliced from 3 exons.
CAUUUGAUGUGCUUGUUCAUUCAUUGGGCUAGUCAAGGGAGACCCUUCUUCGAUUUUUCUCCCCUCUUGCGGCCUUCCACCGUCGCGGCGCCCGCGGCGUGAAUGGAUUCCAGCUGCUUGGCGGUGCUUCGCGCCAAAGAUCAGGUCAGUAGACAUCGCCUGGCGCCAGCACCGACGACUCAUCGAUGAUCGGAGCUCCGGAUUACCUAGAUUUUGCUGGAGGCGGCGCCGAUCCGCUCGGCAUUGCGAUAGAAUCGUCAACACGGGCGAGAAAUAGUUCUCAUCUUCCCAGGAAAUAGUGUCGCAGCUACAGUCCUUCUGGAGGAUUCUUAGUUCCAGCUCUAGCACUAGCUCCCAUGAUUUGGACAGGAUAGGGGAAGGGAUAGGGGGAUGGAGCAGCAGCAGCAGGGAUUGGUAGUGUGGCUGGGAUUGGUGGUCGUGUUGCGGGCGGCAUGGUGCCUGGACGAAUGCAACGCGACGUGUCUACAAAUCCACACGAGAGCCUGCGAGUCUUGCAAGGGCGCUAUAGGACCGUUCCAGGCGUUUAGAAACGAGGCCUUCCUCUUCAUUGACGCUCCUGACGCUUUAAAUUCUCCGACCAGCGUCGAUUCUCCCAGUGGCAGGCCUUGCGCUGUCAACGAUAUCCUUUGCCAGGGGCCGCCAUCGACAGAGGAGAAGCACUGCUGCGCAAGCUGCGAGGGUGAGACGGUCAAGUGUAAGCUCUUUACGUUCUCGCCGUCAUUCAACAAGUCCAACCAAAACACCGUCCAAGUUUUCUUCUGGAACGAGGCGGAUGGUCCGUCGACCAGGGCGGUCAGCACCACCGCUACUCCUCCACCACCGCACUCGUGUUCUUCGGCCGGUUGCAACUCAACGCUUGGAUCUUGCUCGAGAAAAGCUUGCCCGCCAGGCUGCCGGUGUAAGAAGUCCUCCAAAAAGACCAUGUUCAUCAUAGGUGGAGCAUCUGGUGCCGGGCUUCUCUUCGUGCUUGUCUGCUUGAUCGUCUUCGUUGCAAGGAGGAGGCAUCUCUCUGCGAGAAGGCGAUGCCGCAGCGACCGAGCACAGAUCCUCACCGACGCAACCUGCGCCUACACUCCCAUGGUGUUCACGUUCAGGGAGCUUAAAACAGCAACUAAAUCCUUCGCCGAGAGCAGGCUUCUAGGAGGCGGAGGAUUCAGCACGGUCUACCAGGGCAAACUCCCCGACGGUCGCAUCGUAGCGGUCAAGAAACUCAACCAGGGAAACAAGCAGGGAAUCCAGCAAUUUCAGAACGAAGUCAACAUUCUUUCACAGGUCCGGCAUCCAAACUUGGUCCAGCUUCUCGGCUACUGCCUCGAAGGCCGGGACUUACUGCUGGUCUACGAAUUCGUCCUCAAUGGAACUCUAGCCGACCACCUACACGGCGAGAAAGGAAACGGGCUCUCUCUCGAGACUCGGAUCACAAUCGCACUGGAAACCGCUCAAGCACUGGCCUACCUGCACUUCUACGUCAAGCCACCGAUCUACCACAGGGACGUGAAGACGUCCAACAUUCUCCUGGACAAGGAUUUCAAGGCCAAGGUGGCGGACUUUGGGCUCUCCCGGCUCACGCACCUGGACGCAACGCACAUAUCCACGGCUCCCCAGGGAACUCCCGGCUACCUCGACCCGGACUACCACGAGAGCUACCAGCUGACGGACAAGAGCGACGUCUACAGCUUUGGCGUCGUCCUCCUCGAGCUCAUCUCCAGGAAGAAGGCCGUGGACAUGACGCGGGACAAGAAGGAGAUCAACCUGGCAUCCAUGGCCCUCGCUCGGAUCCACUCGGGCGCGUUACACGAGCUCUUCGAUCCGGACCUGAGCGUCAAGUACUGGAAGCUCUUGACGAGGCUGGUGGAGGUGGCGUUUCGGUGCUUGGCGGCGGAGAAGGACGAUCGGCCAAGCAUGGUGGAGGUCGUCCGGGAGCUGGAGCAGCUUAGCGGCAUGACGAUCAGCUCCAGCAGCUCCAAGAAAUCGUCGAGAUUCAAGCUGGAGCACCAAAGUUCCGGCGAGCUCCGGAAGCAGAGGAGUGUGGCCAGCACUAACAUGGAGGAGGAUUCUCCCACGUCGGUGCAAGUCAAGUGGCCCAGCACUCACACAUCUCCCAGUAACAGCAGAUCAGAGAUUUAUAACUGAUCCGAAAACUUUGGAAAAAUCUUCUUUUUUUUCUCUCUUUUCUCUUCACAAAGCCUGGGAUCUGUGUUUUGUACAUUAUAUAUUUAUAUAAUGUAUAUAUUCCAGAGAACUUUUUUA